AUGAGUUCAUUGCCGUUUGGUAUAACACAACUGACAUUGGAACAACAAAAGCAAUUUCAUUUAGUACACGAUCAAUUAAAACCCGAUUAUACAUCGUAUAUUCAGUAUAAAAUACAAUUACAAAAAGAUUAUAAAACAAACUUUCACGAAGAAGAAUAUUUGAAAGAUGAAGAAGAAGAAUGGAAAUACGAAAUACAUCGUCAUUUACGUGCGAGAAAAUGGAAUGUUGCUGAUACCAUAACGUCGAUUAGAAACACAGUUCAAUGGCGAAUAGAUAAUCGUGCUGACUCUAUGUUAUUAGAAUCUGAACCAACCGAUAAAUUGGCUAAAGCUCAAAGAGCCGUUCCAUUCUCUAAUCAUGGCUACGCGAAAGACAAUUCUCCAUUGUACAUUGAAAAGACGGGUAAAAUUAAUGUUGACAUUAUAUUAACUGACUUUACAUUAGAAGAAAUUAUUUAUGGUCACAUAUUUAUACAAGAAUUUAAUUGUCAGCGAGCACGCGACCGAAGUAAACUUGUAUCGAAAUACGUAGAAACAAUUUCAACUAUUAUGGAUUUUAAAGGAAUGGAUUUGAGUGCAAGAAAAGUCAUACAUUUAAUAAAACACUUUUUACACAUCGAUAAUAAUUAUUAUCCAGAGCGAAUGGGGAAAAUGUUUGUUUUAAACACACCUCGUAUAUUUCCUAUUAUGUAUAAUCUCGUUCGACCAUGGUUGGAUCCCGUCACAUCGUCAAAAAUAUCUAUUCUUAAAAAUGAAGGAUAUGAAACAACCUUACUCGAACACAUUGAUGCCGAUCAGUUACCGAGCGAAUACGGAGGUACGUGUACUACAUGUGCAACAUCUCCCGACUGUAUUCCUGUUUAUGAUUGA
Didymodactylos carnosus is the source of this 870-nucleotide messenger RNA. Lineage: Eukaryota; Metazoa; Rotifera; Eurotatoria; Philodinida; Philodinidae. The record is from the annotation of a GenBank genome assembly.